Messenger RNA from Galeopterus variegatus (Sunda flying lemur), 1761 nucleotides. RefSeq names its product carboxyl ester lipase (gene CEL). Bases 1 to 1761 code for a protein of 586 amino acids. The transcript is spliced from 10 exons. The record is from RefSeq and is a predicted model, not a curated record. Gene Ontology annotation, molecular function: signaling receptor activity; neurexin family protein binding; triacylglycerol lipase activity. NCBI's taxonomy places the organism in Eukaryota, Metazoa, Chordata, Mammalia, Dermoptera, Cynocephalidae. Gene Ontology annotation, biological process: synaptic vesicle endocytosis; chemical synaptic transmission; neuron cell-cell adhesion. Gene Ontology annotation, cellular component: postsynaptic specialization membrane; cell surface; synapse.
AUGGGGAACCUGGAGAUGAUUGUCUGGAGCCUCGCCUGCUGCUUGGCAGUGGCAAGUGCAGCAAAGCUGGGCGCAGUGUACACAGAGGGAGGUUUCGUGGAAGGCGUCAACAAGAAGCUCAACCUCCUGGGCGACUCCGUGGACAUCUUCAAGGGCAUCCCCUUCGCUGCCCCCACCACGGCCCUGGAGAACCCCCAGCCGCACCCUGGCUGGCAAGGGACCCUGAAGGCCAAGAACUUCAAGAAGCGAUGCCUGCAGGCCACUGUCACCCAGGAUGCCACCUACGGGAGCGAAGACUGCCUCUACCUCAACAUCUGGGUCCCCCAGGGCAGGAAGCAAGUCUCCUGGGACCUGCCCGUCAUGAUCUGGAUCUACGGAGGUGCCUUCCUCAUGGGGGCCGGCCAUGGGCCCAACUUCUUCAACAUCUACUUGUAUGAUGGCCAGGAGAUUGCCACACGUGGCAACGUCAUCGUGGUCACCUUUAACUACCGUGUCGGCCCCCUUGGCUUUCUCAGCACUGGGGACACCAACCUGCCAGGGAACUAUGGCCUUCGGGAUCAGCACAUGGCUAUCGCUUGGGUGAAGAGGAACAUCGCUGCCUUUGGGGGAGACCCCAACAACAUCACCAUCUUUGGGGAAUCAGCAGGAGGUGCCAGCGUCUCUCUGCAGGUCUUCCUCCCUCCUGAUUUAGGUCCAGCAAGAAGACAGGGAGAGAAGGGUGGGGGGCUGAUGCUGAAGCAAGGGGACAGCCCGGCCCCUGGACCAGUAGCUCUCAACCUGGCACAUUCAGCAAACCCCAUGCUGCACUACCUGGGCUUCAUCCCUGUCAUCGAUGGAGACUUCAUCCCUGAUGACCCUGUCAACCUGUACGCCAAUGCUGCUGACAUCGACUACAUAGCAGGCACCAACAACAUAGAUGGCCACAUAUUUGCCACCAUCGACAUGCCGGCCAUCGACAGGACCAACAAGGUUGUCACAGAGGAGGACUUCUACAAGCUAGUCAAAGGGCUCACCAUCACGAAGGGGCUCAGAGGCGCCAACGCCACCUUUGACGUCUACACCAAGCCCUGGGCCCAGGACCCAUCGGAGGAGAAGAAGAAGAAGACCGUGGUGGACUUUGAGACUGACGUCCUCUUCCUGGUGCCCACGGAGAUCGCCCUGGCCCAGCACAGAGCCAACGCCAAGGGUGCCAAGACCUACAGCUACCUGUUUGCCCAUCCCUCUCGGAUGCCCGUCUACCCCAAGUGGGUGGGUGCCGACCACACCGACGACAUCCAGUACGUCUUCGGGAAGCCCUUCUCCACCCCCCUGGGCUACCGGCUCCAAGACAGGACUGUCUCCAAGGCCAUGAUCGCCUACUGGACCAACUUCGCCAGAACUGGGGACCCCAACAUGGGCCACUCGGCCGUGCCCACCCACUGGGAUCCCUACACCGCAGAGAACGGUGACUACUUGGAGAUCACCAAGAAGAUGGAUGACAGCUCCAUGAAGCACCACCUGAGGACCGGCUACCUGCAGUACUGGACCCUGACCUACCAGGCGCUGCCCACGGUGGCCGGCCAGGAGGCCACCCCUGUGCCCCCCUUGGGCAACUUGGAGGCCACCCCUGCACCCCCCUGGGGCGACUCAGAGGCCACCCCCAGACCCCCCACUGGUAACUUGGAGGCCACCUCUGUGCCCCCAGAGGGUGACUCGGAGGCCACCCCUGCACCUGCAGAGGAUGACUUGGAGGCCACCCCUGUGUCCCCAGAGGGCGACUGA